This is a messenger RNA of Funneliformis mosseae, 2616 nucleotides long. The record is from the annotation of a GenBank genome assembly. NCBI's taxonomy places the organism in Eukaryota, Fungi, Glomeromycota, Glomeromycetes, Glomerales, Glomeraceae.
AUGCCGUUGAAACGAAAGACUCGAACAACCUUAAGUCCUGACGAUUCAAUUAAAAAACAAAAACAUGAAUCAAAUCAGUCAAUCGACAUUCCCAUUGAGAAUUGCUUGAUGUGGUUUAGAACGGAUUUAAGAAUUCAAGAUAAUAUAGCACUUCAUAAAGCCUCAACCAUAAUUUUUACGAAAUCCGAAAAAAGUAAUUAUGUAUUCGCUAUAUACCUGAUUUCCCCGGAGGAAUGGAGGUCACAUGAUGUAGCUCCAACCAGAGUGGAUUUUUGGCUGCGAAACUUAAAAGAAUUAAAGAAAUCAUUAAACGAGUUAAAUAUUCCGCUGAUUAUAGAAAGCGUUGAUAAUGCUAGCGAUGUUCCCAGUGUUAUGAUCGAUUGGUGUAAAAGAUUGAGAAUAAGUCAUCUAUUCGCCAAUAUAGAAUAUGAGGUGGAUGAAAUGAAGAGAGAUAAGCAAGUUUUUGAUUCUGCAACGUCUAAUUCAAUCAAAGUCGAAAUGUUGCAUUCUCAAUGUAUUGUGAAACCGGGGCUGUUAAAGACGAAGGAGGAAAAACCAUAUAGGGUGUAUACGCCUUUCAAGAAUUCUUGGUUUCGUCAUGUUGAAUCGGAUCUUUCGAUUCUUGAAUCAUCACCAAUUCCAUUUCCAAAUUCGGUAUCUAUACGUAAUUCAUAUCUGGAAACCUUUUCUUUUAAGGUUCCUUCUUCAAUUCCAGGAUUCGAAAUCUCUUCAGAAUUAGCAAAGAUUACUCGAUUCAAUUUUCCAGCAGGAGAGCAAUACUGUCAUUCUUUAUUAUCGAAAUUUCUCUUGCAAAAGGUCUCAAAAUAUUCAGAUGCAAGAGACAUUCUCUCGCAAAAUGGAACGUCAUCAUUAUCACCUUACUUGGCUUCAGGAAUUAUAUCUGCAAGGCAAUGCGUUUAUAAAGCUUUUAUAUCCAAUAAUAAUAAAUUAUCAACUGGUAAAAAUGGAAUCGUUAAAUGGAUCGAAGAAAUUAUUUGGAGAGAAUUUUACAGACAAAUUCUCGUCGCCUUCCCUCAUGUAUGCAAAAAUAUGCCAUUCAAGAAACAUAUGGAAAAUAUUGAAUGGAAUAAUGAUGAAGAAAAUUUUAGGAGAUGGUGUCAAGGUAAAACUGGUUAUCCAAUUGUUGAUGCUGGGAUGAGACAACUUAAUGGAAUGUGUUGGAUGCAUAACAGAGCUAGGAUGAUCGUUGCCAUUCAUUUGAUUGAUGGAGAUUUUGCAAACAAUAAUGGUGGAUGGCAAUGGUGUGCUUCAACUGGAUCGGAUGCGCAGCCAUAUUUUAGAAUUUUCAAUCCAACGACUCAAAGUAAGAAGUGGGUUCCAGAAUUAAAGCAUCUUGAUUCUAAACAAAUACACAAUCCUUUUGGGGUUUUGAAUGAAUCCGAGUUCAAAAAGCUAGGAUAUCCGAAGCCAAUAGUUGAUCAUCAAAAAGCAAGGGUCGUUGCUUUAGAAAGAUUUAAAAAAAUGUUGGUGUGCAAACGCCGUCUUGAUUAUUUUGGAAGGAAACCUUUUAGAUAUGAAUACUCGAGUAAUAAAUUUUUAAAGUUUUGCGUGCGCCUUUUACCGUUUAAUGUAAGGGAACGCUUGGUUAAUUCCAAUGUGUUACCGCCUUUAUGUUUAAAAGCUGUGACGGAAUGGAUCAUUCAUCAUAACAUGAAAAAUCAAUAUUUUGUCAUGGAUUAUGACGUUCAAGUGGAACAACAGUUGAAAGUAUAUAAGGAGUUGAUAAAGCACGUGGUUGAUCAUGUCAUUCCGAAAGGAUCUCAUCUUGAAGUUUUACAAUGUUUUACUUGGUGGCCAGAGGAUAUUUUUGAGGAUUUUAGCAAGAUAUUUUCACGUGUUGACAUGUUGAUCCUUCAUUGGUAUCAGAUGUUAAGAAUUAAAUCGACCAUCAUAACGACACCUUUAAUUUCGAAUGCUUUGAAACUUAAUGCGAGAUCUUUAGAAUAUUUGGAGGUGAAUGCUGGUGGUUCGAUCUCGUUAGAAAUAUUUUCUGAAUGUGAUAACCUGGAAUAUUUGAUCGUUACAAAAGAUGAUAAUUAUUUUCAUCCAAAUAAUUUGAGAAAAUUAUCACUCAAAGAUUUUAGAAAGAUCAAUUUUAAAGAUACGGUGAAGAUCAUUAGCACCACAAAUUUUCAUUUAACCACCCUGUGUUUAUUAUGGAAGGAAGAAUCAGAUCCGGAAAAUUUUUCGUUACUGAUAUCAACCAUUGUAGCGUAUGGUCCUAAAUUAAAGGAUCUUGAAAUUAUUUUUAACGAGAAUUCAGCGUCAAAGAUACUUUCAUUGUUAUGUUCAUGUGAUAUGUUGAAGAAUUUAUGUUUGAAAAACACCAAAGAUUUGAAUAUUGACAUGUGGAUGCAAAAUCUUGGGCAAGUUAUUCCAAAAACCUUAAAAACGUUAAAUCUACAAAAUUCUUUCACGUUCACGUUAGGAUCUCUGGAAAAUUUUUUAUUUGAAUGUGAAAGAAAUUCGAUAAAUGGUUUACGAUUUAAUAUUCAGGAUGGAGGGUAUUUUGGAUGCUUCGAGCAAAACAAGUUGGAUGGAUCCAAUGGAAUUCAUGGAGCAGGUGCUGCUCGCUUUGGAAGAGUAAGUGCUUGA